AUGGCCAACACCUUCCGUUCCGCACGCCUCCUUUAUCGGGCAGUAGAAGAUCUGGAUGAAGAUUUUAUUCUCUCAGUUGAAUCUGACCCAACUAUCAGCGGCAACGCCAAUGUUGAGCUUUUGAGACCGGCGAGCAAACGAAACAUAAAGGGCCUCGUUCAUUUCAUGCAAGAAGUCGCACUCCUCGGCGUCAUCAUCUGCCUGCAGCCAACCCCAGACCGGACCGCAUCCUCCUCUCCAGACGUUGACGCAAGCCCUGUCACCGCACCCGCGUUCAAGAACCGCCGGCGGCGAAAUAGCGGGAAUACCAGUCGCUCUUCCGCCAAUUCGCAAAACGCAACGCCGAUCGGCUACAUCAGCUUGUCGCACGAACUUGGCCCCUCAAAUCCACACCACCGAAACGCAGCCAUCAGCGUCAGCAUCUCCGCUGCUUUUCAGGACCAGGGCUACGGCAGUGAGGCCAUCAACUGGAUCCUGGAUUGGGCCUUCGAAGUCGCUGGCCUGCACCGCGUUUCCAUCACGAGCUUUGCGUACAACGAGGGCGCAGGCCGCUUGUACGAGCGGUUAGGAUUUUCUCUCGAAGGACGAAGACGCGAGGCUCUUUGGUUCCGUGGCGGCUUCCAUGACAUGCUACUCUUUUCGAUGCUGAGGCACGAGUGGGAGAAGAGAAGCGGUGGCGUUUGA
Lasiodiplodia theobromae is the source of this 684-nucleotide messenger RNA. Its product is annotated as GNAT family protein. The record is from RefSeq and is a predicted model, not a curated record. The transcript has a single exon. Lineage: Eukaryota; Fungi; Ascomycota; Dothideomycetes; Botryosphaeriales; Botryosphaeriaceae. Gene Ontology annotation, molecular function: acyltransferase activity, transferring groups other than amino-acyl groups. Bases 1 to 684 code for a protein of 227 amino acids.